Messenger RNA from Malassezia sympodialis ATCC 42132, 1680 nucleotides. RefSeq names its product hemolysin III family protein. Gene Ontology annotation, cellular component: membrane. The record is from RefSeq and is a predicted model, not a curated record. Gene Ontology annotation, molecular function: signaling receptor activity. NCBI's taxonomy places the organism in Eukaryota, Fungi, Basidiomycota, Malasseziomycetes, Malasseziales, Malasseziaceae. Gene Ontology annotation, biological process: intracellular zinc ion homeostasis.
AUGUCAGACGAGAGCGCCAGCGAGUCGUCUGACGUGGCCCUCACCUCGGCAGUUGAUUUGCAUGUCACAGAAGGCAAUUAUAUACAUCGGCGUCACCGUGCGCCUCGCCCGUGGCCAUCAGAACGACGUGCGCCACGUACGGAAGAGUCGGAUAAUGCCUCCUGGAGCGAUACUGGAAGUGCAUACUCGGUCAUCGACUCCCUUGAUCUGGCUCCGUCGCUGCCUUACUGGUUUGCAUAUGUACGUGCACGCAUGGGAGAGUAUGUGGAAGACAUCGAGCGACUUUUACAUACCAAUCACACACACCCGCGGGGUCUACAUGUGCCGCUGGGUCCUAUGGAGGCAGGGCUAGAGGCUGCGUAUGGUCGCUUGGCGAGCAUCGUGCGCGAGUCACCUCGAGUACACGGGAUUGAUUGGCUGGACAAGAUGCCGUCGCGUCAGGACCUAAUGGCGCGCUUCCAUGCCUUGAUCUUGGACUGGGAGCGCCGAGCCAGCACCUUUCAUCCCACCCUUUUUGCGAAAGAGACCCGUAUUAUUCCGAAUACGUAUGCUGAGUGGGCAUCUCGUGUACCUGCAAGGGCUCAUCAUCUCACCGAGGAAGUUCAGAAAACAGUGGCUACGUUACGAUCCCAUAUGCCUCAAAUCUCCAUGCCGUCACGGCCUGCACUGGGCCUACCGGAUCGCAUUCUUCCACCAGAUCUUCUAGAGCGCUUUGAGCGUAAGCUAGAAAUGAUCGGGCAACAGGGUCGAACAGCCGGCGCACAAAUUGCUCAUGCAAUGCACGAUGUGGAAGAUGCCCUGUACCAUACCGCCCUUCAACUUGCACAGGGCGGCCGCAAGCUCAUUACGUAUCAUUCCCUUCCUGAGCUCUGGCGGAAUAAUGACUAUAUCAUCACAGGAUACCGCUUUAUCCCUGUGAAAAGCUGGAAGCAGUUGCUACUGAGCAUAUUUCAGCUGCAUAACGAGACGGGCAACAUUCAUACACACGUGGGUGGUUUGAUUCUAGUUGCUGCUCUGUUUUGGUUUACAGGCAUCUUGGAUCAUCAGACUACCGCCAUUGACCGUGGGAUCCAGACCCUGUACCUGCUGGCAGCAGCCAAGUGCCUGAUAUGCUCCGUAUCCUGGCACGUUAUGGCGGGCUGUUCAGAUCUGGAUUGGUUCUUGUGCUUUGCCUGUAUUGACUAUACAGGUAUCUCGUGGCUUGUGGCAGCGUCCCUUGAAACGCUUGUAUACAAUGGUUUUUACUGCCAGCCAAAAAUCAUUGCCGCAUACACCGUGGGCAUCAUUGCUCUCGGUAUGACCAUGGCUGUGCUGCCGUGGGCACCGUGGUUUAACGAUAUUCGAUUCCGCACAGUUCGCAUUUUGUUAUUUAUACUGAUGGCCUUCAUGGGCGUGGUUCCAUUUGUACAUGGAGCUUUCCUGCAUGGAAGUGGCCCGAUGGCCAAGUUCUUCAGCCCUAUCAUACCGAGCAUUUUCUCGUAUCUAAUUGGUGUCGUGUUGUAUGCUUUCCGUUUCCCCGAGCGGCUAGCCCCUGGACGAUUCGAUCUGAUCGGUCACUCGCACCAACUUUGGCACGUUGCUAUUGUACUAGCGAUCCUUUUCCACUAUCGCGCGAUCCUUCGUUUUCAUGAGAGUCGCUUCGAGUACAGUUGUACGAUCGAUUGUGUGCCAGUACCAUAG